CGCGCGCCUCCGUCACUACGUGACAGCGGGCUCCGAUGCGGGAGGAGUGGGGGAGCGGCGCGAGGAAGAAAAUGGCCGACGAGGCUACGGUAAAAGGGCAGGGACGUCGUGCGAGGUGCGCGUUGCGCGACGCGAGAUCGUCAGUUUCGCGAUAGACCGCACGAAAAAGGGCCGUCGAGCCUCCGUCGGGGGAAGGCCUGCCGCCGCCGUAGCUCGCGGUCGUCGCGCGCGUCCUGUCGUGGAGUCUCCCGGCCGACCGCGACCGUAACCAGGACUCGGUCCCCCGUCGCCGUCGUCGCCGUCGUCGCCGUCAUCGUCGGCGCCGCCGCCGCUGUCGCCGUCGCCGCGCUGGUGCAGUCGUCGCCUGCCGCGCGGCGGCCCACCAAUCGUUCGGGCGCUCCGAUUCGCCGUUGGGGAAAAAAAAAAUAACGCGUUCGCGGGCCGAGUUUAGCCGACGGAAGGGCUCGCCACCAGAGAGAGAGGUAAACACGGCACCCCGCGUUCACUGGCGCGCCUCUCUUCGCCGCCCGUCGUUCUUCCCGUUCUUUCCCGUUCCGUUUUCAGUUUCUCCCGCGUGUGAAGCGUGCGUGCGUGCGUGCGUGCGUGCGUACGUGCGUGUGUGUUGUCGGCCGCGUCGCCGUGCCGCGCCGCGCCGCGCCGCGCGAUCGCCGCCGUCACCGUCAAGAUUCCCUCCGCGUGCGACGAUUGAGAUCGAUCAGCAGGUUGAUAAAUCCAGAUUGCGAGUUGUAUCGCGAUUAUUAAAAAUCUACGAUGGCAGUUAGGUAGUCGUGAAAACUGACGUUUGGACAUUAGCGAACUUCGAAGCGCAUUUACAUUUAUUUUGAAGAUGUAAAGAUACAAUCAUAAUGAAGCCACAGAAGAAGGCUGUUGUUGCCAAAAAGGCAACUAAAAUGCCAACAGUCGCCAAGAAACGUCGCACAUUUACAGAGAAGAUCAUGCCGGAAGUAAAGAAGGAGAAGAAAUCAAAGAAAAAAGAUAAGCCGGAAGAUUUAAAGCGAAAGAUAGAUAAUGACAAGAAGAAAUUAGAGAAGGUAGAGGAGAGGAAAAAAUUGGAUGAAAAGAAGCUGGAGGAGAAGAAAAAGGAACGAUUUGAUAAAUUGGACGAAAAGAAGAAACAAUUGAACAAGGAUAAUGAAAAGACUGACAAAAUUGACGAGAGGAAGACGGAGAAAAGAGACGACAAGGCAAAUAAUGAGGAAAUGAGCCAAGAGAAUACGGAUAAGAAGAAAUUGCAGAAAUGCGAGGAGAAGACGAAAUUGGAGAAACUAUCGGCGGAUAACAAAAAGAAAAUUGAGAAAUCUGAGGAAAAGAAGAAGAAUGUGAAAUUGGACGAUAAUAUAAGUACGGAGGACAAUGCGAAAUCUUUAAAUACAUCGGAGGAUAAGGACGCGCCUGAAAAUAAGAUUGAUACCAUUCCUCCUAAGAAAAGAUGUAAGGAUGAGAAGAAGAAAGAUGUCAAGGUAAUUAAAUCUGAUAUGAAAUCAAUAUCGAAGAACUCUGUCGUGAAGGAUAAAAAAUCUGAACGGAAGAAAAUUCCUGAGAAGGAUGUGGCGAGUAACAAGAUUUCUUCUCCUAGAACGAAGAAGGAGUCUAAAGCAAAACAAAAUCAGAAGAAGGGCAUUACGAGAAAAACAGUUCUAACAAAAAAGCCUCAUUUAUCGGUAGUUAAAAGGCUGGUGGACAAGAAGAUCAAGUUAGUUAAUCCGGUGAAAGAUGAAGAAAUGAGCGAAGACGAGGACGCGGUUAAGAAAGCGACGAAGAAGAAGAGCAGUAACUUCGCUAAGAAUAAGACUUUGCAGGAGAAGAAACCAAAGCUGGCUAAACACAUGAAAGCCAAAUUGCCUCAGAAACAUUCGAAGAUCGGUGCUGUUCUGAAAAGGGAAGAUAAGUUGAAAACUAUAACGGAAAAGAUUAUGGCCAAGAAGAAAAUUGAAUUGAAGGAGUUUGACCAAGUUUCGACCGAACAUAAAAAGAUCGCGAACAAAGACGAGGCCUGUCUGGGGCCAGAAGUAAGUAACAUUAAGAGCGAGAUUGAAGAAGACAGGGAUUACGACAAGUGCAAAGAGGAGAGUUUUCAACCGAAAUUGCAGGAUAAUAAGAAAGCUAUCAAAAGUGGUAACAAAAUUAGCGGCAAAGCAGCCCCGAAGAAGGCCGGGAAAACAAUAAGGGUACAAACGGAGAGCAAUAAUCAAACGUCAGUUUUAUCUGAGGAUGCGUCGACCGAAGAAUCGAACAGACAGUCCAAAAUUUUCGAAGAUUGCUUAAAGUCUACCGCAAAUUCCAAGCAGGAACAAAUCGGCGCUGAGAAUACGAUUGAAUUGAAUCUGAAGGUUGAGGCAAUGAAUGGUGAGAGUGCCAGUGGCGUUACAUCUCAAUCUGACUCUGAGGGCGAUUCCGACGACGAGUGUAGGAAGGGUAAGCAAAAGGAUACGAGGAACAAAGAGAGGGCUAACUCACCAUCGGACGAACGUGCGCGACGAAUGCGACUUUUUGGCUUUUGGAGUGGACCAAAACGACACAGGGUCGCAUCAUUGAAUGCCUUGGCUAAAGUUCACUGCCUCUACGAAAAUGAGACCGGCGGAGUCUACCUUGGUGGUUUUUGCAAACCGAAACCCGAGAAGGAGAAAGAAAAGGAGAAGCCGAAGAAAAUGAAGGAGGAAAAGGAGGACCAGCCACGUAAGGAGAAGGAGAAGAGAGUUGACUGCAAAACGGAGGAGAACGUUUUGAAAAGAAAGCUGAGAAAUGUGCCGGGACUACGUGGCAAGCAUUGGGAUAUGCUGGAGAGUUCGUCGUCUUCGUCCUCCUCCGACGAGGACUGUGAGAAGGAAAAGAACGCUGAACCAAACAAGAAGAAAAUGAUCAAGAGGAGAAAGAGAAACGAGGAAGUAAUGGACUUGAAGGACAUGGUUGUUUGCAAGAGGAUGGCCAGUCUUAAUGCCACUGAUUUGGCUGCUUCCUACUCCGACGAGAAAAAUCGUUGCGGUAGCAGCAGCGAAUCCUCCUCCAGUGAAUCGGAAGUAGAGAUAAUUAAAAGACGUAGACAAAAUGAUUCAGACGUAGAUAAGAAGAAGUUAAGACAGAGCUCCGAUCCAGAGGAGGUUAUUAAGCCAUCCAAGAAAGUUGUCAUCGUUAACCAGGACACCGACGUCACUAUUACUGGUGUAUACGUCAAUCAAACCCGGUCUACCCAUCACGAAGGUUUUUGCAGUAUUGCCGGUAUGCAGUACAGAAUCAGUUCUACCAGUCACACUCAAACUGCAGCUACCGCGGUAGCUACUGAACUUCACGAUCAGCAAAAACCCGAACAGCCUUGCAAGUCUUACACACCACUCGGUGCAUUGUCUUCUAUGCAGCCACCAGGUAGCCAGGGUAAUCAUCCUAACAUGUCACCACGCAGGCAUUCAGCAUUCUCAGCCCCUCAUCAACACGGUGAGUCAAAUGCAACUGCAUGUCUCUACGCUUUAUUUACUAGCUUCAUCAAACACAGCCGUAAUUAUCGAAAGCUACAUCGAACUUUACAUUCCUCUCUCUGUUUAUUAUUCGACGUGAUUUAAAUUAAGUUUCCACGGGCCGCAUUUCAUGUGAAUUUACACCGCUCGUUAUAUUAAUUUACUCACCUCUCUCAUGAUAUUCAUGAUGCAAACUAAACGAAGAAUUACGUGUACAUUGGAUAAACGCAGCCGGGACGCCGUACAGCGUAAAUUGAAAUCUCCCGUAAAUUAUUAUAAACUAUGCUCGCGCGGGAUUUUUUUUAAUCGACCGAAACGCUGCAAAAAUUGCCCUCAUCUUUUUUUUCCAAAGCCACGUACGCCACUGCAUCGUUUAUGCGUGCGCGUGUUAUUACACAGCUCGGCGAUUUCCUCUUUCAACCCGUGGCGAGCGGUUGGCUUUUGUCUUUGUUCUAUUGACGCUUUCUCACCGUCCUCUCACCCUUUAUCCCGCUUGCGAUUCAUCGCGAGACAUACACAUUGCACGCAAGCCGAGAUGCCGCAUAGCCCCCGAUGACAGCGUGCGAAUACACGUGUUGUAUUAUGCGUAUGGAAAGCUACGCGUACAGUUUGCGCCAUUUACUGCGCGAUUCAGAAUCGAAAAGACGUCGCUCGGCUAUGUGUUUAUUACGCGUAUUGUUCUAUUUAUCCUAACAACUUGCGUAAUAACUCUCUUCUUAAUUUUAUUCACCAAUUAUUUGCAGAUGAACGAAAGAUACAUAAUCAUUCUUUUUUUUUAUUUAGUAUUUUAUUAUGCUAAGUAUUUAGUAUUUUUUUAUGCUAAGUAUUUAUCACAUUAAGGUCUUGACUCGACAGCCAUGAUAUAAAGAAAAUUAAUUUGCUUGGCUGAAGUAAAUUGUACUGUUAUUGAAAUACAGGGAUAGAAUAAUUGCAAAACGAAUGUAAUAUAUUUCGCUUAUUCUAUUUAAUUAGAUAUAUUCUGUUUUAGAUUGAAUCAAUCAUUAAAUUGAUAAAUUUUUUAAUUGUGCGAAUUUUUCGUUGUAUGAAAAAUUUCGGGAGCGAAAUUCAUAUAUAUUUUACAUAAUUCUUUUUUCAAAAGCCAUAUUGUCUUUUUCUGUACUUAUCUAAUUAUCGCACAAACAACGUAAAGUUCUAUUUAGUGUUGUAGAACUUUUAGAUAAUGUUAAGAAUCGUUAAGCUUGCUUCGAGCAGAAGCAUUGAUUUUAUUGGAGGAUAGUAUAACAUUCUCCAAAAAUUGUGUCUUACUUUCUGAGACAAGGGACAUACCAAAAUUAGAAAACUUCUUCCUAAAAUAAGACUGUCAAGAUUUAAGAAAAUGCACUUUCUCUGACAGUCUAAAGAUUAAUUCAAGAGGGGCUUGGAUUUACGUGUAAACUCAAUGCGUUAGAGCCAACAGUCUCACGUUAUAAGAGGUUUUCACGCGAUAUUAAGAAAAACCUUUUUAAACAUUUAAUGGAGAGAAAAGCAUCUUUAGUCAUGGUGCAGUUUAAGACUGCAACAAGUUUAAUCCUUAAUCGAGCGAGAAGCUUACUCCAGAAUCCCGAGAUAUUUACUUCUUAUUCUUAAAGUAAUAUUGAAUAAUAUCUAACAAUAAAAGAAGAAGAAA
Monomorium pharaonis (pharaoh ant) is the source of this 5097-nucleotide messenger RNA. Its product is annotated as general transcriptional corepressor trfA. The record is from RefSeq and is a predicted model, not a curated record. NCBI's taxonomy places the organism in Eukaryota, Metazoa, Arthropoda, Insecta, Hymenoptera, Formicidae.